AUGGCCAACAAUUCCUCCGUUUUUCCAGCUUUCUUUGACGGACCCCUUAUAGAGUUGUGCGUCGGCAUGGAGACCGGACUUUACAUCUGGGGUAUUUUUGCUUUUAUUUGCUCUGUUGUCGGCGUUCCAGCAAGCUUGGCCAUCUUAUGGGAGAUGUAUAAAGCCUACAGAGGCAGAGCUCCUGUUACAUCCGUCGAUCUGUUUGUAUUGAACCUCUCCAUCAUGGACGCCACUUACUUAUCCAUCCUACCGAUGAUCAUCAUCAGUGUGUUUAAAAUUCAAAACAAGUUUGUAGACUCUUUCACCAACUUCAUUUUCGGUUUGAAUAUAUGCGGACGACCUCUUAUGAUGGCGUGCAUCUGUCUGGAUUCCUACGUGGCCGUGAUUCACCCCAUCUUCUACCGCAAGAUGAAAAGUAGGACACCUAGGGUGGUCGGGGUGGCGGCUGUCUGGAUGGUGACCUUGACCUCGUGCUGGCUAUACUUCCGAUACCGCUGGUUGUACUUCACCUUAUAUUCCACAACAUACUACAUCGUCGCCAUGGUGGUCAUCGGCAUCUGCGACGCCUUCAUCCUGCGGGCGUUGGUCGUGCCAGUACACGGCUGCAAAGGCAUCCACCCGCAGAAGAAGAAAGCCAUUCACAUACUCACUAACAGUUUAGUGAUGGUGGUCAUCUCCUACCUCCCACCCACGCUUCUCUUCAUAUUUGGACUCCACUUGAUGGCCGAUAGGCGGGAAUUCAUAUGCACCAUCGCGAUUCCGGUCGCCCUGACUUCAACGUCGGGGUCCGCCGUCAUGCCCAUGCUCUAUUUAGCUCUUCUGGACAGUCCAGAACAAAUGGCUGGACAUUUUGUCUUGCCAGAAGAAAUAUCUAAUAUGGAGGAACCCGCCACCAAGAAGGCUGCGUUCAAGACCACAACUUCCCUGAAACCAGAAAUCAUUGAGAUGAGCCAAGAUCAAGAGUUUUAG
This is a messenger RNA of Corythoichthys intestinalis (scribbled pipefish), 969 nucleotides long. Its product is annotated as lysophosphatidic acid receptor 4-like. The record is from RefSeq and is a predicted model, not a curated record. Bases 1 to 969 code for a protein of 322 amino acids. The transcript is spliced from 3 exons. Gene Ontology annotation, cellular component: plasma membrane. Gene Ontology annotation, molecular function: G protein-coupled receptor activity. Lineage: Eukaryota; Metazoa; Chordata; Actinopteri; Syngnathiformes; Syngnathidae. Gene Ontology annotation, biological process: positive regulation of Rho protein signal transduction; phospholipase C-activating G protein-coupled receptor signaling pathway.